UCAGGAGCCCGUGGUGCAGUGUGUGUGUGUUCAUGGGUGUGUGUGUGUGUGUGUGUGUGCGUGUGAAGAGCGUGUAGAAGGAGACUCCUCCUACUAAGAUAAAGCUUGCGUGAGAAGUCGGCUCACGCACUCUCUCCCACGCACGCACUCUCACACAAGCCCGUGGUGCAGUCCUCCGGUAACUCGGCUGAAUAAAUAGGCUGGGUCAGCUUCUGAAUCGGGUGGAAAUUGAGGUUACCACGCAGAAGACAGAGGCAGCAGAAUUUCACCAUGAGCUCCGAAACUGUGCAGGCGAAAAUGCAGUCCAGGAUGGCAAGAGCUCAGGAGAUGAGGGAGGAGGAAAAGAUCUUCCGGUACAAGGGGGUGCUGUACCCCACUAUCAUGUCUCCCCUAGAGAACCUGAAGGCCAUGGAGGACCUGGAAGCAAGGGAAGAUGAUGUCAUACUAGCAGCCUAUCCCAAAUGCGGGUUUAACUGGAUGGUAGGGGUGCUGCGGAAAAUCAUAGAUGCUUCCACUGGAGAAAAACGUGACAGCAAGAUGCCACCGCUGAUAGAGUUCUUCGACCCUGGGAUGCAACAGCGUUUGAGUCAAGUGCCAUCUCCAAGAUUUCUGGGAACGCACAUGCACCCAGAUAACAUCCCUCCUUCCUUUAUCGCCAAAAAAACAAAGACGCUGGUCAUCUUCAGAAACCCUAAAGACACGGCCGUUUCCUUCUAUCACUUCUCCACCAAAAACCCGGUGCUGCCCACGCCCGAAUCCUGGGACAAGUUUUACGCCGAGUUCAUGAGCGGCGACGUGCCUUGGGGUUCCUACUUUGACCACGCUCUAGCCUGGGAGAAGCACAUGGACGACCCAAACGUGAUGAUCGUAACCUAUGAGGAACUGAAGGAGGACCUGUGUAAAGGGGUGCAACAAAUCUCCCAGUUCUUCAGUUUCGACCUGAGCGAGGAGCAGGUUCAGGCCAUCGCUCAGGAGAGCACGUUCGACGCCAUGAAGGAAACCUCGAAAGACUCGCACGGGCCAAUGUCUAACGUCUUCUUCAGGAAGGGUGUGGUGGGCGACUGGAAAAACCACUUCAGCGAGGCUCAGAGCGAGGCGAUGGACGCCGAGUUCGAGAAGCACCUGGCGGGAACGAAAAUUGGCGCCCAGAUGAAGUAUGAGCUGUACUGCAAGUAGGGCGCCGACCCAGCGAGAGUCGACCAGCGGCAGCCAAUCACACAGACCGGAUACGGGACCAGCUACGAGGGCAACAGUGUUUAAGGAAAAUGUGACCCCCCCCAAACACACACAAAAAAUGUAUGCUUCAACUGCCUAUGUGCACUGGCCAGUGGAGUAGAUCGGUGCUAUGUACUAUUCUAUGUUUAUUAGGAACUUGUGUGACAUAAGUAAAAUUGGCUUUGCUAGCCGUUUAGCUUUUCUUUUUUUUCUUUUUUUUUGUUGUCAUUUUUAGCGCAGAUGAUUUUAAACAUGCUGUGAUUAGCUUUUUUUUUUAAAUACUCAUUAUGCAAUAUCAAAUUUUAUACUACCAUUUUCAUGUAAAUGUAUAUUAAGAUUUUGUAUAAGUGUCCCUUCACAGUAUAAACUACAUGAAUUUAUGGAUUUUAUAAUUCACUGCAGAAGCUCUGUUCUCUCGCUGUGUUAAUGGGUUUUUUUUUUUUUUUUUUUUAAAUCUGCGAAUUGGAUACAUUAUAUUAUUUCUAGGAAUGCUGCCUGUUCUCAAUUCUGUUCAUGUAAUUAAAAGUCAUGUUGAUACACUCACCUAGGCAUAUGAUCGACGGGUCCCACUUCCUGCAGUCUGUGUCUGAAGAGGCUCCGGAACAUAAAGCUAUUUGUGGGGUGUCAGGGCCCAGUGUGGCUCACAGAUUCCCACUGGGGUCAGGAUUUCCUUUUUCCCAUUUUAAGUGUGAAUGUCAAUCCAUGACAUUCGAUUGAAAUCAUCAACUGAAAGUCCUAAUGUGUGAAUGGAACUGAGGCCUGGCGGUGGGAAUUUACAACCAUCACAUAACAUCUUGUUUAAUGUCUGUUUUGUAAAUCAGAAUAAUAAAUAAUGUAUGCUUUCAAUUCA
Messenger RNA from Anguilla anguilla (European eel), 2065 nucleotides. RefSeq names its product sulfotransferase family, cytosolic, 6b, member 1 (gene sult6b1). The transcript is spliced from 7 exons. Gene Ontology annotation, biological process: sulfation. Gene Ontology annotation, molecular function: sulfotransferase activity. Lineage: Eukaryota; Metazoa; Chordata; Actinopteri; Anguilliformes; Anguillidae. Gene Ontology annotation, cellular component: cytoplasm. The record is from RefSeq and is a predicted model, not a curated record. Bases 271 to 1176 code for a protein of 301 amino acids.